Molecule: messenger RNA, 3013 nt
Organism: Galeopterus variegatus (Sunda flying lemur)
Lineage: Eukaryota; Metazoa; Chordata; Mammalia; Dermoptera; Cynocephalidae
Gene: BAIAP2
Product: BAI1-associated protein 2
Exons: 12
Coding region: 10-1404 (464 amino acids)
Biological process (GO): plasma membrane organization; actin crosslink formation; actin filament bundle assembly
Cellular component (GO): nucleoplasm; cytosol
Molecular function (GO): protein binding
Source: RefSeq, a predicted model, not a curated record
CUGGUGAAGAUGGGGGAGCUGGCCAGCGAGAGCCAGGGCUCCAAAGAACUUGGAGAUGUUCUCUUCCAGAUGGCUGAAGUCCACAGGCAGAUCCAAAAUCAGUUGGAAGAAAUGCUGAAGUCUUUCCACAACGAGCUGCUCACACAGCUGGAGCAGAAGGUGGAGCUGGACUCCAGGUACCUGAGUGCCGCGCUGAAGAAAUACCAGACGGAGCAGAGGAGCAAGGGCGACGCCCUGGACAAGUGUCAGGCCGAGCUGAAGAAGCUCCGCAAGAAGAGCCAGGGCAGCAAGAACCCACAGAAGUACUCGGACAAGGAGCUGCAGUACAUCGACGCCAUCAGCAACAAGCAAGGGGAGCUGGAGAGCUAUGUGUCCGACGGCUACAAGACCGCCCUCACCGAGGAGCGCAGGAGGUUCUGCUUCCUGGUGGAGAAGCAGUGCGCCGUGGCCAAGAACUCCGCCGCCUACCACUCCAAGGGCAAGGAGCUGCUGGCCCAGAAGCUGCCGCUGUGGCAGCAAGCCUGCGCCGACCCGAACAAGAUUCCGGACCGUGCUGUCCAGCUGAUGCAGCAGAUGGCCAACAGCAAUGGCUCCAUCCUCCCCAGUGCCCUGUCGGCCUCCAAGUCCAACCUGGUCAUCUCAGACCCCAUUCCAGGAGCCAAGCCCCUUCCGGUACCUCCUGAACUGGCACCAUUUGUGGGGCGGAUGUCUGCACAGGAGAACACACCCAUCAUGAACGGCGUCGCAGGCCCGGACAGCGAGGACUACAACCCCUGGGCUGACCGCAAGGCUGCCCAGCCCAAGUCCCUGUCUCCCCCACAGUCUCAGAGCAAGCUGAGUGACUCGUAUUCCAACACACUCCCCGUGCGCAAGAGCGUGACCCCGAAAAACAGCUAUGCCACCACCGAGAACAAGACUCUGCCCCGCUCAAGCUCCAUGGCGGCCGGCCUGGAGCGCAACGGCCGUAUGCGGGUGAAGGCCAUUUUCUCUCACGCGGCUGGGGACAACAGCACCCUGCUGAGCUUCAAGGAGGGUGACCUCAUCACCCUGCUGGUGCCUGAGGCCCGUGACGGCUGGCACUAUGGCGAGAGUGAGAAGACCAAGAUGCGGGGCUGGUUUCCCUUCUCCUACACCCGCGUCCUGGACAGCGACGGUAGUGACAGGUUGCACAUGAGCCUGCAGCAGGGAAAGAGCAGCAGCACCGGUAACCUACUGGACAAGGAGGACCUGGCUGUGCCGCCGCCUGACUACGCCACGUCCUCCCGGGCCUUCCCUGCCCAGGCGGCCAGCACCUUCAAGCAGAGGCCCUACAGCGUGGCCGUGCCUGCCUUCGCCCAGGGUCUGGAUGACUACGGGGCGCGGUCCGUGAGCAGCGGCAGUGGCACGCUGGUGUCCACAGUGUGAGGACGCUGACCACAGGCAGCUGCUGCUCGGAAGAGCUUCCGCUCCUCCCCCACGUGUCUCCCUCAGUUUCCCUCCUCAGCGCUCGGCAGUUUGUUCUUGGGUGGUUCUGCUCCACCGCCUCCCCCGCCUUUUGGUUGGUGACCCCAGACUCUGUGAUCCCCCAGGGUCCAUGGUGCUGCUCCAUCCACCCCCUCCCCGUGUUUACACGCCCCCACCCCCGCGCGCCCGGCCUUUCGAGCAGAGACUGCCAGGCAGGGGCCGCCGGCCCGGGCAGUGCAGCGGCGCCCCGGCCCGCACUGCGGCGUUCGCGACACCCUCCCCUUUUAUAAGGCUCGCCACGAGCCAGGUCUAAAGUUUGAAGAAAAAGAAAAAUCUUUAAAAAAAAAAAAAACCAAAAAACAAAAGAUGAAAAAUAGGAAAAAGGACUUUUUUUUUCCUGGAAAACAAAAACACAUGCAUGGACUCCGGUGUUCGUACUGUUAGCUUGCAUCGACUCCCCGGCGCCGGUGGCCGCUAGCACGGCGGGGCUCGGGGCCAUGGAGGCUCACCCGGGGGCCCCCGCCGCCCCAGGCCCCUUCCAAGGACCGCACCAAGAAAGGGGACCUGUGCCAAGCCAGGGGGCCUCCUGAGGAAGCCGGCUGCUCCUGUGAGGGAGGCCAUGGCCCAGCCCAGCGUGGCCCAGCAGGCCGGGCCCCUGAGGGCUGCUUUGCUCCGUGGACACUGCGGACAGCUGUGCGCAGACCAGAGGGCAUGCCAUCAAGCAGCAGGGCCUGUCACCUCCCGCAGUGAGCUGGCAGGCAUGGGGGUCAGGCACAGGCACUGCCCGGCCGCACACGGACAUUCCAAAGACCUCAAGAGAGCACCCCUACCCCACGUGUUUUGGAAAUCGUUUCUUUAACCAGCCUUGUGAGGGAGGGAGUCAGCCCCCUGUGGCCACCUGGCUGCACGGGGCAGGGUGUGUGCAGCCCGCCUAGUGAGGCUGGCCCCAGGAAGGGCAGCUUUGGGCACAGUGCCCCCCAUGGCUCCUGCCCGGGGAAGCAGGCAGUCCCUGCCCCGUUCUUCCUAAACGCUCUCGUCUUUUUAUGUGUCUUGGUGACUUUAGAAACAAACACACUGGACUCGGUGGCUACUGGUAUUGUCUCUUCACACACUGAACUCUGGGCAGUGGAGUCAAGGGCACAGCCCAGCUGAGCUCUGCCCGCAGCGGGAGCCCGUCUGUGAAGCUGUGGACGCUCCUUUUUCUGAUGUGAUUUAGCAAAACCUUCCCGCACACUUGCCCAGGGAUGGGACAUGGCUGGUGGUGUUUCUGAGAGAAAAGCAGCUCAAGACACAGCAGACCCUGUUCCCCAUUUAAGGAAAACAAGCCAGAACCGGGACCCAUGUAAAGAGAGCCUUCUGUGUCGGUGUUGCGACUUUGCUAAAAGAUCUCAAAUCCAGGGGAUUCCAUGCUCAGUGGAUGAAUGUAGACGCAAAACCGCAAAACUUGUACGAAGAUGUAAAGAGCUGAAAAUAUUUUUUUCCUUUUUCCUUUCCUUUUUUUAAAAAAAAUCUGAAUUGUGCCCUGUACUGCAGUUAGUUGUUUGAAUAAAAGUUUUAUUUAUUGCAUCGA